This is a messenger RNA of Cryptomeria japonica (Japanese cedar), 2802 nucleotides long. RefSeq names its product kinesin-like protein KIN-10C. The record is from RefSeq and is a predicted model, not a curated record. Gene Ontology annotation, biological process: mitotic spindle organization; microtubule-based movement. The transcript is spliced from 15 exons. Gene Ontology annotation, molecular function: microtubule binding; DNA binding; microtubule motor activity. Lineage: Eukaryota; Viridiplantae; Streptophyta; Pinopsida; Cupressales; Cupressaceae. The coding region runs from base 196 to 2361 and encodes 721 amino acids.
AACGGCUAGAGAAGCUGCUACCCUAGCUCAUAUUCAUCUCGGAAAUCUAUACCAGCUGCUAUUUUUUUUGCACCCUUGUGAUUUUCCGUUCAAAUGAAUAACAAGUUGAAAACAUCGGCAGAAUACCCAAUUGUUUGAGCUGGUUUUCACGGAAAACUCUGAUCAUUUUUUCUUCCCCUGGAACAAUUGAAGAGAAUGUCUACUCCCAAGGCACACACUCCCACAGGGCUUCCCCGUUCAAGAUUUGGACCUCUCUCUCCUGCGCAGAGGGUUGCAAGGCCCGAUCUGGAGUCCAAGGUUCGAGUGGUGGUAAGAAUAAGGCCCUUUCUUGCCUAUGAAAUCGAAGCCGCUCAAGGGAAUCCCAAGCCCUGCUUAACCAUCACAAAACCUAACGGGAUUUUGGAAAAGGAGGAUACUUUGCAUUUACAGGAUGUGAAAACAAGCCGGAGCGAAUCUUAUAAGUUUGACUUUUGCUAUGGUCAAGAAGAUGAGGUGGGUCAAAUUUUUUUGAGAGAAGUGGAUCCAAUUCUGCCAGUGCUCUUUCGUGGCUCUAAUGCUACUGUUUUUGCUUAUGGCGCUACUGGAAGUGGCAAAACAUACACGAUGCAGGGCACUGAAGAGAGACCUGGGCUUAUGCCUUUAGCAAUGAGAAGCAUAAUUUCAAUGGCAGAGUGUACAGGCAGUACAAUUGAGAUAUCAUAUUAUGAAGUUUACAUGGACCGUUGCUACGACCUUCUAGUAGAGCAAAAGAGCAAAGAAAUUCCAGUGUUGGAGGAUUCUGAGGGCCGUGUGCAACUUCGUGGCCUUGCCCAGGUUCCUGUAAAAUCUCUUGAGGAAUUUCAAGAAGUAUUCUCUUAUGGGUGUAUGCGUCGGAAAGUAGGUCACACGGGUUUGAACGAUGUGUCAAGCCGUAGCCAUGGAGUCUUGAUGAUUUCUGUUUCUAGUGAUGAUGGGAAUCCAGAUAUGCCACUUGUGGGUAAACUCAAUCUUAUUGAUCUUGCAGGUAAUGAGGACAAUAGAAGAAGUGGCAACGAAGGCAUUCGUCUUACUGAAAGUGUGAAAAUUAAUCAAUCACUUUUUGCAUUGUCAAAUGUUAUCCAUGCAUUGAAUGCCAACGAGAGUCGAGUCCCCUAUCGAGACAGCAAGUUGACUCGAAUCUUGCAGGAUUCACUGGGGGGAAACAGUCGUGCAUUAAUGAUUGCCUGUUUGAAUCCAAGUUCAUUUCAAGAAGCAUUGCACACAGUCAGUCUUGCUGCCCGGUCUAGGCAAAUAGGAAAUCAUGUUUCAUUGGAAGGCAAACAAGAUUCCCCCAGGCCAAAAAUGGAUAUGAAUGCUAGACUAAAUGCGUGGCUUGAAGCCAAAGGAAAGACAAAUGGAAAAGCUGCAACACCAGGUUCUCUGUCUGCAGCAAAGAUAGUGUCCAAGCAAACUCCCAAUCGGUUGCAUUCAGUUUUAAAAGCACGUACUACUAAUGGUAGUGGCUUAUCAACACCAAAAGGACGAAGGCUUUUUGGAACAGCACGUCGUGUCAAAAUAGCUUCAACUGAGGAAAUUCCUGAGGCAAACUCUCCCAAAGACGGACAACAGGCUGAUUUACAGUCUUUUUCUCCUCAGAAAAGCAACAAUUGCUCAACAACAGGUGGAACGGAUGAGGCUAGCCAAUCUAAUUCCCUAACCUGUGCUCAGAGUGAUGUCGAAUAUAAUACUCUGCUUGAUGAUAAAUCUUCUGAUAAAGAGAACAGGGUGGUAAAGGAAUAUGUUUUAGAGGGCUCUUCGCCUCCAUUGAGUGCAAGACUAAAACAACUACAGAGUGCCUUUAAAGAGAUGCUAACGCCAAAAGAUUCCAGUGUAGAUCAAAUUCUUCCGUUAAAUGUUACCCCUUACAAAUCUUCUGGGGUAACAUCUUCAAAAGCAGAACAAAUAUUUCCAAGCUCCUGCAGUAAGUGUUGUGGCAUACCGUUGUCUAAUACUGAACAAACUCUUCCAAUGAAUUUUACCUCCGGUUUAAAAUCAUGUGAAGUGACCUUGGAGGCCGCAACUCCUAGUACUCCUCUGGUGGAACAGAGGGGGAUUCUAGAAGAAAAUUCUAGAACUGGAACUCCGUUAUCAAAAUGGAGUGUCCGCAGUUCAGGGUUAAAGAGGACUCUUGCCCAAGAAUAUCUAAAUUUUCUGAACACUGCUAGCAGGGAGGAACUGCUUGAGUUGAAGGGUAUUGGAGAAAGGAGAGCUGAUCAUAUUUUAGAACUGCGUGAAACUUCUCCCGAGGCCCUGAAGGAGCUCCAUGAUCUUGAGAAAAUUGGGCUCAGUUCCAAGCAGAUACAAAACAUGUUCAAGAGUACAGCUCGGCAAGUCUUUGGUUGAACGAAAGAGUUGCUCCUUGUGGUAGACCUUAUUCUCUGUACAAUAUUGUCUCUUCUAUGGCGGAACUGGCAUUCAUUAUUGAAGUAUGGGCAAAAGCUGCUUUUUCCCUUAAAAUGGUAAACAGAUGACAUGAUUUCUAAAAUUCAGGCAAAAUGUGAUACACUCGUCCUCUAAUCAUAUGAGCAAAAUGAUUCAUGUGUUGUUCUUGACACUUCUUGGGAGCUUAUUCCAUAUAGCUGCUAUUGAGCUUAAGGGUUUUCUGAAGUUCUAAUUGAAUAUGAUAAUCAUUCUUUAAAGACAUUGUGUUCUUUUAGGACUUUGGAGCUCAAAUGUUUCCUGCUCUGCAGGAUGAUAGCUCUUCUAUUGAGCUUAUUUAUCCAACAUAAUUGCUUUCUAUUGUGAGAUUUUCGAGAUUUUAAUUAAAUUGGCAUUUCAAUGUAA